AUGCCUUUUAGUGGGUCUUUGCGUUUGCAAGCGUACUGGAUGAAUCUGAGAAGGUACGUCAAAGAGAAGAAAAUCGGAUCCGGAACUUACGGCGUUGUGUACAAAGUUCGCGACAAGCGAGACAGUCUCGUUUAUGCCAUUAAGAAAAUAACUCUGGAGAGGGUACAGAGCCUAUUCCUUGUUCAUUGGGAAUAUGAAUGUAGAGUCCAUGAGAUAAUCCACCGCAACCGUCAAAUUUCAAUCGUCUAUGAGUAUGCAGAAUGGGACCUUAAGCGUUUCAUGGAGGAAAACAACUUCAAGAAAACUUCGGAAUACUCUUUGUCACAUGCAGGAUUGCCUAUGAGCCUUGUGACGGUAGGAUAUCUUUCCCUUUUACUUUCCCAGUCAUUUGGAAGGCAGCUUUUGAACGCCCUACACUUUUGCCAUCAACUCAAAGUUUUUCAUCGUGAUUUGAAACCUUCGAAUCUUUUGCUAACAAGAGAGGGAUUCCUCAAACUAGCUGACUUCGGUUUAUCCCGGACAUACUCUAUGUCAAAUCGAACCUACUGUCAUGAGGUUGUGACACUAUGGUAUCGAGCUCCGGAGUUAAUGCUGGGGGCAAAACAGUACGACGAAUCAAUUGAUACAUGGAGUUUCGGCUGUAUAUUGUACGAAAUGAUAACAGGUGAAGUGCUAUUUCCCGGAGACUCCGAAAUAGACGAGUUAUUUCUGGUAUUCCGGAUGUUCGGUACACCAACAGAGCAAACAUGGAAGGGAGUUUCCAAGAUGCCGGACUACAAAGAAGUAUUCCCGAAAUUUAAAGCAACCGGGUUUCAAAAGUGCCGAAUCCCACCAGACGCCAAGAUUAUGUUGCAGGUGAAAGUGUAG
Opisthorchis viverrini is the source of this 867-nucleotide messenger RNA. RefSeq lists its product as hypothetical. NCBI's taxonomy places the organism in Eukaryota, Metazoa, Platyhelminthes, Trematoda, Opisthorchiida, Opisthorchiidae. The coding region runs from base 1 to 867 and encodes 288 amino acids. The record is from RefSeq and is a predicted model, not a curated record. Gene Ontology annotation, molecular function: cyclin binding; ATP binding; cyclin-dependent protein serine/threonine kinase activity. The transcript is spliced from 5 exons. Gene Ontology annotation, cellular component: nucleus; cytoplasm; cyclin-dependent protein kinase holoenzyme complex. Gene Ontology annotation, biological process: regulation of G2/M transition of mitotic cell cycle; G1/S transition of mitotic cell cycle; protein phosphorylation.